This is a messenger RNA of Miscanthus lutarioriparius, 741 nucleotides long. Lineage: Eukaryota; Viridiplantae; Streptophyta; Magnoliopsida; Poales; Poaceae. The record is from the annotation of a GenBank genome assembly.
AUGAGCCGCGGAACGGGCGCGGGCUACGACCGCCACAUCACCAUCUUCUCCCCCGAGGGACGCCUGUACCAAGUGGAGUACGCGUUCAAGGCGGUGAAGUCGGCGGGUGUCACGUCGAUCGGCGUCCGCGGCGCGGACUCCGUCUGCGUCGUCACCCAGAAGAAAGUGCCGGAUAAAUUGCUGGAUCAGACGAGCGUGACACACCUGUUCCCGAUCACCAAGUUUGUCGGAUUGCUUGCCACUGGCCUUACAGCUGAUGCAAGGUCAUUGGUUUCCCAAGCAAGGAACGAAGCAGCUGAGUUUCGUUUCAAAUGGGGCUACGAGAUGCCAGUUGAUGUGUUAGCAAAAUGGAUUGCUGACAAAGCUCAAGUUUACACGCAGCAUGCAUACAUGAGACCCCUUGGAGUAGUUGCUAUGGUCUUGGGCUACGACGAAGAGAAAAAUGCCCAACUAUUCAAAUGCGACCCUGCUGGUCACUUCUUUGGACAUAAGGCAACUAGUGCCGGGCUCAAGGAGCAGGAAGCAAUAAAUUUUCUGGAGAAGAAAAUGAAGGAUGAUCUGAAAUUCACCUAUGACGAAACUGUUCAGAUUGCAAUAUCUGCAUUGCAAUCAGUUCUCCAGGAAGAUUUCAAGGCCACUGAGAUCGAGGUUGGUGUUGUGAGAAAAGAAGACCGUGUUUUCAGAGCUCUCACAACAGAGGAGAUCGAUCAGCACCUGACGGCAAUUAGUGAACGGGACUGA